This is a messenger RNA of Magnolia sinica, 1488 nucleotides long. RefSeq names its product ribonuclease 3-like protein 2. The coding region runs from base 102 to 1220 and encodes 372 amino acids. Gene Ontology annotation, cellular component: cytoplasm; nucleus. Lineage: Eukaryota; Viridiplantae; Streptophyta; Magnoliopsida; Magnoliales; Magnoliaceae. Gene Ontology annotation, biological process: siRNA processing. The record is from RefSeq and is a predicted model, not a curated record. Gene Ontology annotation, molecular function: ribonuclease III activity; RNA binding. The transcript has 2 exons.
CCCGACUCUAAAGCCCGUUUCCCUCUCACUCGAAGUCGUCACUCUUUCUCCUUCCCAUCUUUCCAGACGCUAUCUUCUCAAUUUCUUUUCCCUCAAUCGCCAUGAAAUCCAAAUCAAAAUCCAAACGCUCAAAGAAAUCGGAGGAAGAGGAGAUUGAUGAAGAAGACUACGGAAUAAUCGUAGUCCAUACAGACACUCCCCUUUUGGUGGACAUGGACAUGAGAACCGCAAUCCCCGCCCUAGAACACCUCCUCGGCUACAAUUUCCACGAUCAAAGCCUCUUGAUCGAAGCCCUAACCCAUUCUUCCUACACCGAGGCCGAAUCCUACCAACGGCUCGAAUUCGUCGGCGACGCCGUCCUCGGCCUCGCCCUCACCAACCAUAUCUUCCUCACCUACCCCACCCUCGACCCCGGUCAGCUCUCUAGCCUCCGUGCUGCCAACAUCAGCACCGAGAAGCUUGCUCGCGUUGCCGUCCGCCACAAUCUCUACUCGUACCUCCGCCGCAACGCUCCCGCCCUCGAUGAAAAGGUCCGCGAGUUCUCACUCGCCAUCCGCUACGAUGCCGAUGAGGUCCCUUAUGACGGCACUGUCAAGGCCCCCAAGGUCCUCGCCGACAUUGUCGAGUCGAUCGCUGCUGCUGUCUAUGUAGAUUGCAACUUCGAUCUCAAGGUACUCUGGCUGGUCUUCCGCGCGCUGCUGGAGCCGAUCGUCACGUUGGAUACCCUGCAGCAGCAGCCCGUCACAAUGUUGUUUGAGUACUGCCAGAAGCACGGGAGGCGGGUUGAUAUCCGGCAUUGGAAGAAGGGGGUGAAGAACAUUGCGAACGUCUAUGUUGAUGGGAAGAUGGUGGGGUCUGGAUGCUCUGAGCAGAAGGAGAUUGCGAAGCUGAAUGCCGCCAAGGAGGCGCUGCAGAAGCUGCUGGAUUCUGAGCCGAUGUCUAUGGAUACUGAUAGCCAGAGGUUUGGUGGAACGCAGGAGGAAGGAGCGAAACAGAGGUUGAAUGAGCUCUGCAGCAAGAACCGCUGGCCCAAGCCAUUCUAUAAGGUGGAGAAGGAAGUCGGGCCCGCCCAUGAGAAAUUAUUCAUGUGUUCGGUUCAAAUCGGAAUAUCAAAUGACAUAUAUGUCUCGAGUGGAGACUUGAAGUCCAGGGUAAAGGAUGCUGAAAACUCAGCCGCUUCCUGUUUACUGAAUGCUCUUCUUGAGUUGAACUUUGCAUAAUUGAUUGGAAUUAGCAUUUGAAGACUCAGUACUCAUACCUGCGCUCAAUCUGUUUGUCCGUUCCUGCUACCACGUACUGUCAACAGUCAUGUGUGUUUCUUCUCUGCGCUACUGAAACUGCUGUUGGACCACUUGUUAUCGUUUAUCAUGUGAUUCUUUCAAAUGGAUUAGACAGACUAUUGUUGCUCGGACACUGAUAGGUUACUGGUGGGCCUUAUCAGUCCUAUCCUAGAUUUGGUGGUGAUGUAUGAAGAGGCAUUUAUGUGCA